Molecule: messenger RNA, 1269 nt
Organism: Trypanosoma cruzi
Lineage: Eukaryota; Euglenozoa; Kinetoplastea; Trypanosomatida; Trypanosomatidae
Product: mucin-associated surface protein (MASP), putative
Exons: 1
Coding region: 1-1269 (422 amino acids)
Source: RefSeq, a predicted model, not a curated record
AUGGCGAUGAUGAUGACUAGCCGUGUGCUGCUGGCGUGUGCCCUCUGCGUGCUGUGGUGCGGCGUUUCGGUGGCCAAUGGUGAUACUGGAAAUGAUCGCGAGCAUUCCGGCCAAGGUGAUGUUGGGAUUUUUAGUCAUUCUUCUUCCUCGGUUGUGGGUCAUGGGGAUAAUGGAGUUGUAACUGAUGGAAAUUUUCAGGGCAGUGGAAGUCACUCUCCGGGCUUUGCUCCUAAUGGUGGCAAAACUUCACUUACUGGUGUUGUUGAGGGUGUGGGUUUAAAAAGCUCUAAGGAUGCCUUAACUCCUGCAGAAGAAGGCCGUGGAGGAAUGCAGGGUCAGCAAGAAUUAGUGCCCAAAGUUUCACAUCAGCCCGAAGCGGGAACAACAGGGAAAAGCCAUCAUAAUGCGCCUGAACAGUUGCCCAACGCAAGAACCGAAUUAGGAAAUGGUGGUGGUGCAACUGCGGAGGGUGAUGAAGUAAAAACCACCGUGAAGGAUGCACAAUUGGGUAGAUCUUCCACGAACGACAGCCAUCCACCAGCAGCAGACCGAGGGUUGAAGGAGCAGGAAGGCACAGUGAGAAAGGCAACAUCAACAGUGGCAUUAACGCCAGCAGUGGGACGAGAAACACCACCUAAGGCGGACCCAAAAGAGGACUCACCAAAGGAGAAAGCCGCGUCCAGCGCAGGUGUCACGCAAGAUUCACCAACUGUCAGUCAACAACAAACACAUUCUUCAUCAUCCUCCCAAAGUGGAAUUGAUCCGACUUAUACUCCAGGGGAAGGACGCGAUGCGGAGGAAAUUUUCAACAAUAACCAACCAUCUGGUGGGGUAGUGCUGAAAGAAGGAGCACAACAUGAAACUGUUGCUGGCAGUGAGAAGCCAACAAUACCAGCAGCUAACACCCGCAACACAAUUGGCACAACCAUUUAUGGCGACAGCAACAGCAGCACCGCGACAAUUACAGCUUUACGGUCUGAUGCUGGCACGGAAGGCACUCCAACCACCAACCAUCUGAACCGACCCUCCACUGAAGGCGCCACACCACCCGAAACGAAUUCCGAUGGUGAAGCUGUAUCAGCCAACAAAUAUGAUACGGUCUCUCAGAGUACAGGAUCCACAACAGCGCAAACCACAAACGCGAAACCAGGUGACACGGCGAAGCCUGGCGACAGUGACUGCGGCACCGCGGUCUCCCACACCACCUCCCCUCUUUUGCUUCUUCUUGUUGUUGCGUGUGCGGCUGCUGCUGCAGUGGCGGCCGCGUGA